UGUGGAGACGCAACCGGAUGUAGCCAAUUAACUCAUCCGGCAGCUAGCUGAGAGGCCGUUUAGCACUCUAACUAACAGUCAAAACCUUAAUAAUUUAAUUAUUACUUUAUAUUGUCAUUUGACAACACCAAAGAACAGUCAUGAUUAAAGCCAUCUUGAUAUUUAACAACCACGGAAAACCGCGGCUGAUCAGAUUCUAUCAGUAUUUUGCGGAGGACAUGCAGCAGCAGAUAAUUCGGGAGACUUUUCACUUGGUUUCUAAAAGAGACGACAACGUCUGCAACUUCUUGGAGGGUGGAAGUCUCAUUGGUGGCUCUGACUACAAGCUGAUUUACCGACACUACGCGACCCUCUACUUUGUCUUCUGUGUGGACUCGUCGGAGAGUGAGCUCGGCAUCCUGGACCUGAUCCAGGUGUUUGUGGAAACGCUGGAUAAAUGCUUUGAAAACGUCUGUGAACUGGACCUCAUAUUCCACAUGGACAAGGUCCAUUAUAUCUUGCAGGAGGUGGUGAUGGGAGGCAUGGUGUUGGAGACCAACAUGAAUGAGAUCGUAGCCCAGGUCGAAGUGCAGAACCGCAUGGAGAAGUCAGAGGGAGGUCUAUCGGCGGCCCCCGCUCGCGCCGUCUCUGCCGUGAAGAACAUGAACCUUCCCGAGAUUCCCCGCAACAUCAACAUCGGAGACAUCAAUAUCAAAGUGCCGAGCCUCUCCCCGUUCUGAACGCCAUUCCAGCUGAGCUCUGCAGGGCUGAUGUACUACUGAUGCAGUUCCCCCUCCACCCUGUUCUGUUGUUAAUACAGAGAAAACAUUUUAUAUGUGUAUUAUGGAACCACAGCAGCUUAUUCUCCCACUCAUUCCUAUCUUCUCACAUGAACGGGAGAUGAGCAGUGAAUUCUUUUUUGACUUCUACUGUAUACAUGUUACAGAUUGCUCCAGUUGAAGGAUUUGCACAAUAAUGUAAAGUUUGAUUCUAUAAAACAGCAAGAGCAUAUUUAUAUGUAUUUUAUGCUAUUCUUUCUGUUUUAUUUUUUUUUAUUUUUCCAAGUUAAUUUCCUAAAUUGACUGUGUUGGCCCAGUGUGUAUUUUCCUGCACAACUCUUCCAAAUCUGAUCCAAGGUUUGAAAACUUUCCUUCUGUCUAGAGUUAGCUUUUGGACUCGGCACAGUUCUCUGUAAUAAGAUCUUUUGGCUUCUGUAUUGGGUUAUAAUUACUCAAACGCAUAUUCCAAGUGUGUGUUCUUACAGACUGGGAUUAGACUCCACUGCUUGGCUCUUGUCACAAUUUGUCUUUCCUUCUCUGUAAUAUAUUGUGUCUCUGAUGUCCAUGUGAUUUGUGAAUAUCAUUUUUGCAGAUUGUGCUCUGUACGGCAAAUGUAAAUGCUGUUUGGUUCGAGCCAAGUUUUAAUGUGCUGUGAUAGGAUCUUGCCAACAUCUGCUCAGAGAGGCAACAGACUAACUUUUGAUUUUGGAUCUUUAAUCAUUUGUAUAAAGUUUGUUUGUGUCUUAAUGCUUGUAUUUAGUGGUCAGAUAGAAUCAUAUUCAUUUAAGCCAUACUCUGGUUUUACCAUUCGUCCUGUCAAGCCUCUCCAGGAAGGCAUUGGAAUGUGUCUGUGUCAAAGACUUUCUUCCUCAUGGUAAAUACAAAAAAAAUUUAAAUACAAA
Messenger RNA from Perca fluviatilis (European perch), 1660 nucleotides. RefSeq names its product adaptor related protein complex 3 subunit sigma 2 (gene ap3s2). The coding region runs from base 141 to 719 and encodes 192 amino acids. Gene Ontology annotation, cellular component: membrane coat; AP-3 adaptor complex; intracellular membrane-bounded organelle. NCBI's taxonomy places the organism in Eukaryota, Metazoa, Chordata, Actinopteri, Perciformes, Percidae. The transcript has 6 exons. Gene Ontology annotation, biological process: intracellular protein transport; Golgi to vacuole transport. The record is from RefSeq and is a predicted model, not a curated record.